Molecule: messenger RNA, 932 nt
Organism: Mixia osmundae IAM 14324
Lineage: Eukaryota; Fungi; Basidiomycota; Mixiomycetes; Mixiales; Mixiaceae
Exons: 3
Source: RefSeq, a predicted model, not a curated record
AGCCCACGGUCUCUCGCUAGUAGCUCUAUUCGCAAAGAAGCCGCAUCGUCUCACAAACACACAAAGCACAGCAGACAUCAUGGUCAGUCAGACUCGCUUUGUCGGCAGCGUCGAGCAGCGUCUGCCGCCAGAAUGUCUCCGCGUACUUGUGAUGUAUGCUGACCUCUUGGGCGAGGUAGAGCAACCUCUUCAACAAGGCAAAGGAGUUCGCCAGCUCGAACGAAGGUCAGAACCUCAAGCAGAAGUUCGGCGGCGGCGGCAAUUCGAACCAGCAAGGUCAGGGUGGCAACUCGGACUCGUAUGAUCAGAAUUCAAGCUCGGGCGGUCAGGAUGACAGCUACGGCCAGUCGCAGGGCGGUCGAGGCCAACAGGGCGGCUAUGGAGGCGGUCAAUCCGACAGCUACGGCCAGUCCGGCGGCCAGUCUGGUGGUGAUAGCUACGGCCAGUCUGGCGGUCAGUCAGGAGGCGACAGCUUCGGCCAAGGCGGUCAGUCGGGUGGUUAUGGCCAGCAGUCCGGCGGCGACAGCUACGGUCAACAAUCUGGCGGUGACGGCUACGGCCAACAGUCUGGCGGCGACAGCUACGGUCAACAAUCUGGCGGUGACAGCUACGGCCAACAGUCUGGCGGCGAUAGCUUCGGCCAGCAACAGUCCGGUGGUGACAGCUUCGGCCAGAGCGGCGGUCGCGGUAGCGGCGGUCAACAAGACUCGUACGGCCAAGCCUCUGGCGGUGACAACUACGAUCAGUCAUCUGGCGGGGCAAGCUACGGCCAGUCCGGCGGUGACGACUCGUCGUACGGCCAGCAAUCAAGCAACCAGGACAGUUACUAGUUGCUCUGCAUGACAAGAAAAGAAGCACAACGAAGGGGGUUAAAGUCACUAUGAUUUCAUUCAAUAGCACACACGACAGACAAUGAAGGCUACUCACACACU